AUGAUUUAAGCAAGUAAGUUUGAUAAAUUAUUAAUAUUUAUAUAUUAUAAUUGUGGCCGUUUAAUUCGUAAAGAAGUGCACUUAUUAUCAGCCGCAAAAUUGAGUAUAAUUGUUGGUGGACUAUAUAUGAGAUUGCAAAGACUUUAAUGUCACAUUUUUAGGUAAUUCUAUUUUUCUUAUAAACCUAGUGAAGGCAAUUUUUCGAACUGUUGGAAAAAUGUUUAAAAUAGGCAGUAAAAUGUUAACUGCUAUAAAAUAAGUAGUAGCUUUCGAAUUAUUUUUUGGUUGAUAUGUUCAUGA
Paramecium primaurelia is the source of this 300-nucleotide messenger RNA. The record is from the annotation of a GenBank genome assembly. Lineage: Eukaryota; Ciliophora; Oligohymenophorea; Peniculida; Parameciidae.